Molecule: messenger RNA, 2032 nt
Organism: Physeter macrocephalus (sperm whale)
Lineage: Eukaryota; Metazoa; Chordata; Mammalia; Artiodactyla; Physeteridae
Product: guided entry of tail-anchored proteins factor 1-like
Exons: 1
Coding region: 1262-1813 (183 amino acids)
Biological process (GO): tail-anchored membrane protein insertion into ER membrane
Cellular component (GO): GET complex
Molecular function (GO): protein-membrane adaptor activity
Source: RefSeq, a predicted model, not a curated record
AGAACUCCUAAGUUGUAGCCAGGUAGAUGGCUAUCCAGCAAGAGACUACAUUUCCCCAUCUCCCUUGUGGCUUGGAGUGGCCAAGUGACCAAGUUCUGGAAAUCAUUGUGAGCCAUUUCCACAUUGUGACACUGAAAGGGAAAGUUCAUGCUUUCCUUUGGUCCUUUUCCCCAUCCUGCUGGCUAAGAGAUGCCAAAAGAUGAAGCAGCCACCUUAGACUCAGACAUGGCAGAGCUUCUUUACCAGCCCUGGACCACUUACCUCUACUCUGCUAACCUAAAAGAGAAACCAACUUCUAUCUUGUUAAACUACUUGUGUACAAUCUUGGGUCUCUUUCUUAUAGUACCUGCACCCUCCUUAAUAAAACCAUGCUGAGCUAAACUUGCAAAAUUUAAAAAGUACACACGGAGUCACUGGAACAUGAGUAGACAGACCAAUGGGACAAAAGAGAAAGUCCAUCAUAGAACCAAAUACAUACAGAAAAUUAGUACAAAAUCAAAUCAGUGGGGUAAAGAUGGACUUUAUUUUUUAAAUGAAUAGUGUUGACACAGCCAGGUAUAUACACUAUAGAAAAAGAUAACGUUCCAUCUCUUCCUCACACCAUACAGCAGGUUAAAACUCUAAGUGGAAUGAAGAUUUAAUGAAUUUACCCUUUGAGCCAACAGUUUCAUUUCUGCAAAUUUAUUCACGAUAAGGACAUAUCUGCACUUUAUGGAUAAUGUAUGUACAUUUUCUCAUUGUUUGUAAUAGCAAAAGACAGGAAAAAAACUUGUGUCUACCAAUAAGGGAUUAGAUUUUUAAAACUAUAGUAUAUAAUUGAAUGUUAUACUAUAUGAAGUUGUAAGAAAGAAUGAGAAAGCUCUGUAUCUUCAGGAUGUACUUAGGUGAAGAAAGCCGUAUGCAAAAUAGUGUAUAGUACUAUGCUACCUUUUGUAUAAGAAAGGGGAGAAAUGAAAAUAUAUAUUUAUUUUUGCUUGUAUCUGUAUAAAGAAACACACUGAAAGGAUAUAUCAGAAACUAAUAAAAUGGUUAGCUAUGAGAGUGGAAAGAGUGGGGUAGAUGGGGACAGGAAUGGGUAUGGAAGUUCUAAAUCUAAGUAUUAUGUAAGUAAUAAUUAUUACCAUUAUGAAGUAUCAAUAGGCAGUGCGCAGGCGCGGCGGCGCGCCUCUGCGGGGCGCUGGGCUCACUGCGCACGCGCGGCCGUCAGCUUGUCUCAGGUGGAGCUGUUUUAGCCGAGCUGGCGCCGCUGUGAGCCUCCGAGAUGAGCGCGGCAGAGACCGACCGCUGGGCUUGGCUGCUGGUGCUCAGCUUCGUGUUUGGGUGCAAUGUACUCAGGAUCCUCUUCCUGUCCUUCUCCUCCUUCAUGUCCAGGGUGCUGCAGAAGGACGUGGAGCAGGAGUCACAGAUGCGAGCAGAGAUCCAGGGUAUGAAGCAGGAGCUCUCCACCGUCAACAUGAUGGACGAGUUUGCCAGAUACGCCAGGCUGGAGAGAAAGAUCAACAAGAUGACUGAUAAGCUCAAAACUCACGUGAAAGCACGGACAGCUCAGUUGGCCAAGAUAAAAUGGGUUAUAAGUGUUGCUUUCUACACAUUGCAAGCUGCCCUGAUGGUCACAUUCAUCUGGACAUACUACUCUGUCCCUGUGACCGUGGUGCGGAGUAGAUGGAUAACUCCAUUAGACCUCCUGGUAGCAUUUCCCACUGGAGUAGCAGGGCUUGCAGAAAAGGAACUAACGUCUAGAGAACUUACGUGUCCAGUGUCACCGAAAUGUGAAGUAGCAGGGCUACAGUUCAACCCAAGCCUGCCUCCGUAAUCCAAGCCCAAUACCUGGGGUCUGAUACUCCGUUUUCAACACCACCUCUGGUUCCCAAAUUCUGUGACUCCUUUUCAGUUCACACUAUGCUUAGCCCCUCUGCAGCAUUUCCGGCUAUCGGCCAUUCUUUCACUUCUGAAAGAAUUUCUUUUGGGUGUUAAAAUUAGUACAUGUCAUCGUAGAAUGAUUAGAAAUAUAAGAAAAAACUUUUAAAAAGAC